AUGGCCUUGUUGAAGAGCGGCUGGUUGUGGAGGCAAAGUAAGUGUACAUCUCACUUUAUAUUAGUAAUACGCCACUUCAUUAUUUACAUUUGAAGAAAUGCUGCAAGACUUGUGGUCUGCCAAGGGUUAAUUGUUGUAGGAAAGGACUGCGUUGUCCUUCUUUGUAUAAACCUGUUAACGUGUUUGUGUUUAUCUCUUUAUGUAUAUUUAUUUCUUUAGUUUGAUCUCCCACAUAUAACCUCUGUAGGCUUCAUUAAUCUAUAAGAUUUUCAGUUAUGAGUUACUAAGAGAGUUACCCGUUCUGAUUGCUUGUAGUGUAACCUGACGGAAUUAGACCCUAGUACCAAAUCUAUUUUAUUUUUAAGGCUUUUCUUUUAUUCGUGAAAAGUAACACUGGCCCUCUCAUGCUUGUAUAUUCAAUGAGCAGUAGAGAGACUCUCUAUAAAUGGGACAACCCAAGCAUUCCGUCUCUUUACUAAGCUAAAGUUGCAUUAGGGCUCACUUGUUAAAGAUUAUGAGGGUGACGCCAUUUUAUUGUCUCCAUCGUAAUGUUUAAUUUUGGCGAGGAUACUUCCCUGAUAUGGGGUGAUUGGCAUCAUCCGCAGGCUCACUUUAAUUUGAUAGCCACCUUUAUGGGUGUGAUGAAAUGUUCUACGUUAUGACAUGUUUGUGGACCCAGGACAUACUUGAAAACAAGAGAAAUCUCAAUGUAUCCUUCCUGGUAAAAUAUUUCCAAUGUAUCCUCCCAGGGAUUACAUAUUCAGGAAGUUUGUCAUGAUGUCAGAGAGAGAGGAACUGGGAGCAGUCACACCUACCUCAUCCUGGAGUAGUCUGGACUCCCUGACCCCACUAAUAACCGAGUGUUUCCCUACAGAGAAUAACUGGAAUAAGUCUGGGUGGUUCAAUGACUUCACGUGUUGAUCUCACAAAAUGUUAAAUGUUUUCAUGCGCAUCCUGCAGGCUCCAUUUUGAGGCGCUGGAAGAAGCAUUGGUUUGAUCUGUGGAUGGACGGCAGUCUGGUUUAUUAUCCAGAUGAAGCACGUGGAACCUAUGAAGAGAGACUCCUAUUAAAGUUUCAUUGUACAAAUAUAAGGGCUGGUGCGGAGUGUGACGGUGAGUCUGAUGGUGGAUUGAUGGGUGAAGCCUGAGGAUUGAGAGUUGGAUGGAGUUAAAGGUGUUGAAGUGAUGGGUGGUGGAGUCAUGUGCGAAGUCUGCAAGAGGAGUGAUGGAUGGUGGAGUGAUAUGUGGUUGAGUGAUGGUUGGUCUGCAGGUAGAGUGCAGAGAUGGCUUGUGGUGAAGUGUGGGGGGCAAAAUGGGCACAUUGGGCAUUAGAUAAUUACCACCACCAAUUUUGGAGGGAAAAAAACUCAACCUUAAUAUUUCAUCUCCUGGGAUUUAUAUUAACUUCACAAUUUCAGGUCCAUUCCUUACAGUGGGAUAGUUCAUCCAACUCCAUACAUCAUUAUACUUGCAGAGAUGUAUAUAUCUAGGUGGGGUCUUUCUGAAGUACAUGUAGCUGUGUGUGACCCCCUUUCACACUGUUUUUCAGAUAUCCAGCUACCAGAAGGCGGUUCUCGGAAUGCUUUGGUGAUGUUACAGAUGCGAGAUCACAGGGUAUAUUUAUGUGCAGAGAGCGAGGACGAUGCGGUGUGAGUAUGUCCAUGGGUUUUAUUGGGGGGAGGUGGUUCUUCACUAAAAGAGAUAUUAUAAUGAAUUGAUAAACAAAUAGCUCAAUUGUGGCAAAAAUAGUCAAAUGUGACAACACCUGAAUCGGACAAUGUUUCUGAAUCUGGGCUACAAGUGACUACAUUUCUCUGUUCAGUUUUGAAUUCACUAUAAUUCAAUCUUUAUUGAAUAAAGUCUAUGUUACACGACAGAAUUGUUAUAUAACAAGGAGUUGUGUUGAGGGGUGACAGUUCUGAGCUGGGAUGGGUAAAGUAGGAUUAGUUAAAGAUCCGGACAAAUUUAAGAUAUGAAGAUUAAAUAAAUCUCUCUUCCUGGCAUCCACCCCUGGACACUGACCUUCAGAGACCUCUGACACUUUCAGACAGUACUUCUAGCCCAGGGCUUCCCAAACUUUUUGAGACUGACACACACGGCAAUGAGAGACAAACGUCAAAGACUUUCCUGCAUUACUUUCUUUUUACCUUCAUCCUUGGCUUAUGAAUGUCACAUUAACCUGACAUCUCACUCAAGAGAUGUGCAUAUUCCUAGCCAAUUGGACUUACUAGUAUUAAUUGACCAGUUUUAAUGAUGGUAUUUAUUAAAAUAACAAACUUUGAAGGAACUCAAACAUGUAUUCCUACAUCUGUAGCGUUCACCUCACCAGUAUGCAAUAAAAUAGGAAGAUUUACUUACCUUUCAGCCAACGUUGUGCCAGUGUCACAGUGGCAGGCUUGCCUCCAUGGCUGAGAUCAUCAGUCUUGCUCCCCAUAGAGAUGAAUCUCAGCCAAUCCAAUGCUUCCACAUAGGGAAGCUUCGGGAGGCUAGCGCGCAUUUACAGCAAAUAACCCUCUGCACCAAUCAGCACAUCCUCAUAGAGAUGCACUAAAUCAAUUAAUCUCUAUGGGGAGUAUUCAGCGUAUCCAUGCAGAGCAUGAAACACUGAACUUACAUCCUGCAAAGAAUGCAGAACCUCGUCCAGGAAGUCCCACUAGUGGCUCUCUGACUGACAGCUACUAGAGGUUGGAAAUGUAUUACAAAGAAAGCUGGGAAGGCAAGGUUAGUCAUUACUGAGCAGCUGUUCAGAACUACAACUACCAUGCUGCUUUGCUUGAAUAAAGGCUUGCUGUCCAUGCUGCCCCAAAACACCAACUGCUCACCUCAUCAUGUUCUCGCUUGCUGGAAAUGAACCUUGUAUCUUUAAAUCGGAUGGUGAGACGGAGGGGCCAUUAAUCUUGUAUUUCCCUGUAAAUGGCAGAUGUUAUGAGGUUUGUGUAAACUCUAUGACAUGUUGACAUGGGUGGAGCCUGAUAUAAAGUGGGUCAUUCGCUAAACCAGGAUUAUGGAAAAUUUACAAAAAUAGUAAAUUGUACAUCAAAAUAUCCAAAUUGGGAACAUUUCGCUCUGCAGCUAUUUUGGCCCAAACUUUCAAAUUCCCCUUGUCAGUGCUGUGCAGUUCCCCGUUAAUGAAAACACAGGAGAUUAAUUACAUGAAGGGACACUGUAGACACCCAGACCACUUCUGCUAAUUGAAGUAGUCUGGGUGCUGUGACCCUUUACACUUAGUGCUGCAAUGUAAACCAUUGCCGGUCCAGAGAACUGUAAUGUUUACAUUGCAGCUCUAAGUCUGCCCCCUGUGGAUGUCUACCAGACAGCCACUGGGGGUACUUCCGGAAUCCUAGCAGACUUUUGGUCCGUUAUCUGAUGCAGGAUGUCCUCAACGACGUCCAGCAUCAGAUUUUCCCCAUAGCAAAGCAUUGCAUUAGGUCGACGUCGGCGGGGGAGGCGCAUGGGCGGAGCCUGACCCAGCACCGAGGGACAUCGGUGCUGGAUUCGGGUAAGUGGCUGAAGGGGGUUUAACCUCUUAGGCCCACAGGAGGGGGGGGCAUGAGGGUGGGGGACACACACCUAUUAACCCCAUAGUGCCAGGAAAACGGCUUGGUUUUCCUGGCACUAUAGGAUCCCUUUAAUAGCACACAGUAUUUGAUAUUAUCAAUGUGUAUUCUACUGAGGGUUUGUCUGAUCUGUUUCAGGGCUUGGAAGAUGGCUCUGGAUGAUGCUAAAUACUACCCGGUAAGUGAUUUCUAUUACUCCUUUACGAUUAUAAUUACAAUUAUUAUUAUUAUUAUAGAUAUUUUUGCAAUUUUUUAUUUUUAUUGUAGUAUUUAGAGUGUCAUUACAUUUAAAACAAACAUUAGCAAUGACAUAAUGCGUUUUAAACACAGCUCUUGAAUACUAUAGUCUUCCAGGACAGUGUAAUCAAACCUCAUACUGUGAAAUAUUAAUAAAACAACUCUCCUGAAGCUAGGUCAAAUGCUGCUCAUGGGGUGGAGGGGGGGAUUAUGUGCUCCUGUAGAAGUAUCGGUACUUUGUCUACAGAGGCGAUGCUCCAUAUAAGUAAAAAGUACUAAAUAUACUCAGAAACUGAAAAAUUUAAAAUCGGUUCAACAGAAAUAGAACAGAUGGCAUAGAGUCCGGCCAAGUCAGGUAACGGCUGUAGAUAUUUUCAAAGCGGAUGAUGUUUUUUUGCCUGCCGGAUAAAAUGUGAAUGCUGCACACAUCCUAUUGUAGCUUGUAAGGUGUCGGACUGGUUGAUGCGGUGUCUGCGUUAGAUACAGAAAGUCCCAAAGCUGAAAUGAAAGCGUUGGCUCCCGUAGGGUCAGUGAGCUUCAAUUUAUUGCCUUUGUUUUGGACACUUCUACAGUUGGUGACGAUUGCCCUCUCCAAAACCAGUUUACAAUCUCCCUUACUGUGUGUAUGAAAUAUCUUGUAUGCAGUACACGUGUUACAUGCUCCAGACAUCCGUGGGUGAUGUCACAUGUUUACCGUUUUGAUGUUUACAUUACAUGACUGCCACUGUCCUACCUGCAGCACACACUAGGCAUGAAGACGUUGGUCCAACCCUGGUACUCCCAUUAAUUACUUUCCAUACGACAAAUUAGCAAUCGUUUAUGGCUCAUGUGGUGGUCAAAUAGUAUAGGCAUUUAAAAACCGGGUCAGGAUGCUUAAAAUUGAGGAUUUCAACCGAUGGAAUGCAUUCAGACAAGCUGACAUCUGGAUACAAUUCUGUAAAUAGUUAAAUAUUGACAAUAAUGUCUGGGUUUUGCAGUUCGAGUGGCCUGAACAGAGUUGGAUGGCUUCACCCCAUUUAACAUGAGGCCAUAUGGAAUGGACGUUAAUGAAUAGGUGUAGAUGUGUAGAACUGAAGAGGGAAUAGCCGAGUUAAGUCUUUUUGCAAUUGGAUAUUGUGAAAUUCUCUUGUUAAUUCUACGUUUGGUUUUGGGAAUGAAUCUUGGAGUGUUUGAAUUACAUGCUGUGUGUUUCAUGAUAAACCGAAAGCAGACAAUGAUUCAGGACGGUAAUAUCCUACUCAUUUGGUUACUAAAUAUGGCGUCCUGCUUUCUUAUACAAUUUCUCUUUUUCUUUCUUUAUUUUUUUUAAUUCAGUGUGAAUUUCGAUUCUUUAAACAUGCAUCCCUUUAUCCUCAGGUGUAUGUGUACGAUCCUUAUGAUGACAGUUACCAAACCGUACCUAUGCACGAUCACCACGCAGUUUAUACAGGUCACGGUUAUGGCCAUUAUGGCUACAGUAAGUUUAAAAAAAUAUAUAUAAUUUUUGGGUUGUGAAUGUAGAUUGUAGAUGUUUAAUGUUUUGCUUUGACAGUGAUUGGAUCCAUUUUCACUGCACAAAUAGAUCACUUGCUCAUAAUUCUAUCGUUACUGACAUUUCAUUUAUUAGAAAGAUAAAGGAAUGGCGGAUUUGCUGCCUCUCCCUUCUCUAUUUAUGUGGGUUUUUUUACCCUUUUUUUAAAAAAAAUUCCAAAAUCAGUUCAUUUCUACAUGUGGAGGCAGCUGCCAAAAUAUAAAAUGCAAUAAACUUUAAAAAAAAACACAAUUACCACCAGAAUGGCUGAGACAGAAUAUCGAAUAUACACAAAAAGCCGUGUUCAGUUAUUUUGCACUCAUUCGGUAUUUUAUUUUCCUUUGUGUUUAAAUGUGCUCGGCUAGUUGGAGGAAUACAGCACUCCCUCAUUAAAAGAGGAUUUGUGGAUCUAUAUUGAGCAUUGAACUCAUUAUGAAAGUGAUGCUUGUCACUGGCAAGUCUAACACUGCCAUCUACUGGUGAGAAAUGAUUAUUACAUGUAUAUAUUUUUUUAAAAUACAUUUUUUUUAUUCAACUUCUCCUGCAUAUCUCCUGCAAUUAUUAGCUUGGGGUGGUCUACCUCGGAAUUACCAUGAAAGGUUAUUUCCACAAAGCUCAGCUGGACAUGCAAAUUGUGAUUCAGACUUUAACCUGCACAUCUCAGGUGCCCUUGGCAAUGAGGCAUUUCUCUAAACACCGCUUUUUAAACCAAAGCACAAGUUGUGAUCAGACAGCUCGACAGGCAGAAGCAGGAGAAAGUCUGAGCAUGAUGCCUUUCUGUGCUCAUUUACAUAUCCAGCUGGGAAUUCUGGGAGAGCUGCAGAAACAUGCUUACUUGAGAAUAUGUAGAUGAUGCUGAACAGUAAAUCUUAAAUUUGUGCAUUUUUUAAAAUGAGCUUUUACUUUUAUUUUGUGAUUAUAUUGUGUUGUAUGUGGGAUGUAAAGAUAAAAGAUUUGUUUUGCUGUGCAAAACAUUGAUUCAAAUAACAGUAAGUGUUAUGGCAGAUACAUGUAUAUUAUUAGUAUAGUGUGAAAUUUAAAAAAACAGUCCCUUGUAGUGAUGUCACGAACUGUUCGCCGAACGGUUCGCCACGAACGGUUCGCCGCGGACUCAUCAUUGAGUAAACUUUGACCCAGUUCCUCACAGUCAGCAGACACAUUCCAGCCAAUCAGCAGCAGACCGUCCCUCCCAGACCCUCCCACCUCCUGGACAGCAUCCAUUGUGAAGCUGCAUUCUUAGUGAGCUGUCCAGGAGGUGGGAAGGUCUGGGAGGGAGGGUCUGCUGCUGAUUGUCUGGAACGUGUCUGCUGACUGUGAGGUACAGGGUCAAAGUUUACUCAAUGAUGAGUCCGUGGCGAACCGUUCACGAACCGUUCGGCGAACAGUUCGGGACAUCACUAGUCCCUUGCUUUAAAAGUUUGUUAUUGAACGAGACAAGCUCUGAACAUUUGAUAACAUUUCUCCAACUGACAUAUAUGGGAAAUUCCUAUUCAGUUGCCAGAGCUAUGCUUCCCUUUUUAUAUUACAAUGUUGCCCUAAGUGUGAAAAUCUUAUAUUGUGACCAUAAGUGUAGGCUGCACAGAAACGUCUCAGUUCUUCAGUAGAGUAACCCUGUGAUCUAGCUACAGCCAGUAAAGUAUAGCCCCCGAUUCUCCAAACCAGGCUCUGUAUAAGCUGACAGCAUCAAUAAUUGGGAUUUUAGGACUGGGUAGUAAAGAACAUGGCGGUAUGUGGUUUUACAAUGCCGAGUCCUGUAUUUACGACAAAUAACGCUCUGUCUUUGUUCAUUGUCUUGUCCCCAGUUCAUGGAAUGCCACCUGUCCUUGUCAGAGAGGAUCCCUACGAACGACGAUAUGGACAGCAGCUGGCCCUCGGAAUGCUUGCUGGGGCAGCCACAGGAUCUGCCAUGAGCGCCCUCAUGUGGCUGCCAUGUUGGUUUUAGGACCUUCCAGCAGAUGAGAGAUUUUUGCAGCUCUGGAAUGCUGUGGAUGGACAUUUUCUAUGUAUUAUGUAGCUGGGUUCAGUAUUUUCCCAUUCUUCUAUGUCUUGCCUGUAUGAAGUUAACUUUAAUUAUUGAUAGUCAGGGCUUGGCACAGCUUGGCACAGCUUGAUACAAUAACUAACCUAAUCAAUCACUUACACCACAUACACCAUACUGCACCUAAUGCAAUCAUCGCUCACUCACGUUCUAUCCACUUAUUAUCAGUUUCCCACAUAAUACCCAUCAUGUAUCCAUCUGUGGCCCUCUGCGUUAGUUGGGUCCGGCUGCAUUUUAUGUAACAUGUAAAUCCUGUUUGGAAAACCUGAAAAAAAUGAUAAGUUGCUGUUAAAUCCAAGCUGCUUUGAAACCAAAAUGUGCUUUUUAUACAACUUCUCCCAAAAAUAUCAACAGGUUUCAAAUUGUUUUGUGACAUUUUUAAUAUAUGGACAGUUUAUAGAUUUUUUUUUUGUUAACACUCUCCCCUGAGUGUCCUUUAAUUUCUAAUGUCUAUUGUCGGUACAUCUGCUGUAGAUACCCUCCAGGCUACAAAGGGUUAAUGUGAGUGUGUGCGUGCUCAUACGUGAGGGGAUCAGCAUUUAUAGUGAAGAAAUGGUUAUUGUGUAAGUGGAACACUCACUGAAGUGAAGUAGGGCAGUUGAGGUAAACACACACACUUACCUCUGGAGCAUCUUUAGAGCAGGCAUGCCAUUGACCCAUGAUGCAAAAUAAAUAUGAAAUGCUGAAUGAGCCAAUGUGUGCCCGGAUAUAUUAAUAUUAUACCUGUAUGCAUGCAUGGUUAUGAGGUUAAAUUAAUUUGCAUUGUAUGCUUUGGCUGUGCCAGGACAGGCAAGCUUAGAGUGUAAAAACUGAAGUGUCUUUUGAGCUAUGAAAGACCCAAAAGGCAUAAUGAGGUCCCUUUAAACAAUCAAAAGAAAUAAUUAAAAACAAUAACAGUUUAUUGAGUACAUUUAUAAAUACAGGGACUAUGCAAAAAGAAAAUGGAAAGAACCUAUAAAAAAAAAGCCAAUAAGGCUUUGUGGAUAAUAAAGCUUUCACAGCCCAAAAGACACUUCAGUUUUUUCAUUAUUGCCUAAUAGGGUUAACCCCUCUAGGUUCCUAUAACACACCACCAAGUCUAUUAAAAAACUGAAAAUGGUACAGAAUUUUAAAAAAAUAAAUAAAAAAGAUUAACCAAUAACGUUAAUUAGUGAUCAGAUGAUGAAAAUUUUUUUUAGAGGUGUCAUUUUCUUUAUUAAUCCUUAGACUCUGAUUAAACGGCUUCUUGCUGUUUGCAGACCCUAAACUGAAUCCUAGAGUGAAUCCCUACCCUGUUCUGCUGUUCUUAACUGAGCAGCUGGCUAACAGUGGACGUGUGUGGCCCCAGAGUGGUCUAUGUGUUGCGGUUUUGGUGUUUGUGUAUAUCCUGAAACUUCGUUCACGAUCUAAUACUAAUUUUGGUGUACAAUGCAAGUUUCUGUCAAGUCAUUUUGUAGAGUAGAAAUUAGUUUUAAACUGGACAUUUAAAUCACUAUUACCAAUACCAAUUCAAUCUAUGAUUGAUGCAGUCACUCUCCGUGAAUCUUGUACCAAAGGCUGACACUCUAUUCGGUACAUGAUGCACUUGAAGGCUGAUGCUGUAUUUGGGUUGGACAGCCAGUUGUGAUACACUGUGUACAAUAAAUUCUCAGUGCUUUGAAGAUAUUGUGUUUAUUUUAUGUUGUUUUUUUAUCUGUGUUAUUCUUUUAUGCAGUUCUUUGGGUAUAUGAAAGGAAGUCUUUUAUUUCUCAUCCCAUAAUGUGUUAUUAACAGAGGGAAUUCUAAGAUUCUUGUAAUUAGUAAUAAUGAUUAAUUUUAAAAAGGGUCAGUGUGUGAAUAUCGGGGUGUCAGUGUGUGAAUAUCAGGGUGUCAGUGUGUGAAUAUUUGGGCGUAGGUGUGUGGAGGGUCAAUGUGUGAAUAUAUUGGGGUGUAGGUGUGUGGAGGGUCAUUGUGUGAAUAUCGGGGUGUAGGUGUUUGGAGGGUCAGUGUGUGAAUAUUGGGAUGUAGGUGUGUGGAGGGUCAGUGUGUAAAUAUCGAGGUGUAGGUGUGUGGAGGGUCAGUGUGUGAAUAUCGGGGUGUAGGUGUGUGGAGGGUCAGUGUGUAAAUAUCGGGGUGUAGGUGUGUGGAGGGUCAGUGUAUAAAUAUCGGGGUGUAGGUGUGUGGAGGGUCAGUGUGUGAAUAUCGGGGUGUAGGUGUGUGGAGGGUCAGUGUGUGAAUAUAUAGGGGUGUAGGUGUGUGGAGGGUCAGUGUGUGAAUAUAUAGGGGUGUAGGUGUGUGGAGGGUCAGUGUGUUAAUAUCGGGGUGUAGGUGUGUGGAGGGUCAGUGUGUGAAUAUAUAGGGGUGUAGGUGUGUGGAGGGUCAGUGUGUGAAUAUAUAGGGGUGUAGGUGUGUAUAGGAUCAGUGUGUAACUAUAUCGGGGUGUGGGUGUGUGGAGGGGUCAGUGUGCUAAUAUCGGGGUGUAGGUGUGUGGUGGGUUAUUGUGUGAAUAUCGGAGUGCAGCUGUAUGGAGGGUCAGUGUGUAAAUAAGGGCCAGGUGUGGUGUGUGGAGGGUCAGUGUGAAUAUCAGGAAGCCAGUGUGUAGGUCAGCUGUAAAUAUUCUGAGGGUAGGUGUGUGGAGGGUCAGUGUGUGAAUAUAUUGGGGUGUAGGUGUAUGGAGGGUCAGUGUGUAAAUAUCGCGGUGUAGGUGUGUGGAGGGUCAUUUUGUGAAUAUUUGGGUAAAGGUGUGUGGAGGGUCAGGGUGUAAAUAUUGGGGUGUAGGUGUGUGGAGGGUCAGUGUGUAAAUAUCGGGGUGUAGGUGUGUGGAGGGUCAGUGUGUAAAUAUCGGGGUGUAGGUGUGUGGAGGGUCAGGGUGUGAAUAUCGGGGUGUAGGUGUGUGGAGGGUCAGUGUGUGAAUAUAUAGGGGUGUAGGUGUGUAGGUCAGUGUGUAAUAUCGGGGUGUAGGUGUCGGAGUGUAGCUGUAUGGAGGGUCAGUGUGUGAAUAUAUCAGGGUGUAGGUGUGUGGAGGGUCAGUGUGUGAAUAUCAGGGUUUAGGUGUGUGGUGGGUCAUUGUGUGAAUAUAGGAGGGUAGGUGUGUGGAAGGUCAGUGUGUGAAUAUAUUGGGGUGUAGGUGUGUGGAGGGUCAGUGUGUAAAUAUCGCAGUGUAAGUGUGUGGAGGAUCAUUUUGUGAAUAUUGGGGUAAAGGUGUGUGGAGGGUCAUUGUGCGAAUAUCAGGGUGUAGGUGUGUGGAGGGUCAUUGUGUGAAUAUCGAGGUGUCGGUGUAUAGGGUCAUUGUAUGAAUAUCGCGGUGUAGGUGUGUGGUGGGUCAGUGUGUGAAUAUAUCGGGGUGUAGGAGUGUGGAGGGUCAUUGUGCGAAUAUCGGGGUGUAGGUGUGUGGUGGGUCAUUAUGUGAAUAUCGGAGUGUAGGUGUGUGGAGGGUCAGUGUGUGAAUAUUGGGGUGUAGGUGUGUGGAGGGUCAUUGUGUGGGGUGUAGGUGUGUGGAGGGUCAUUGUGUGGUGUAGGUGUGUGGAGGGUCAGUGUGUGAAUAUUGGGGUGUAGGUGUGGGGAGAGUCAUUGUGCGAAUAUCUGGGUGUAGGUGUGUGGAGGGUCAGUGUGUGAAUAUUGGGGUGUAGGUGUGGGGAGGGUCAUUGUGCGAUUAUCAGGGUGUAGGUGUGGGGAGGGUCAUUGUGCGAAUAUCAGGGUGUAGGUGUGUGGAGGGUCAUUUUAUGAAUAUCGGGGUGUAGGGUUUGUUCCCACAGCAUUGUCCACCUGGCGGCUCAACAACUGGGCCUUACGAAGCUCCCACUAUGGGAAGAACUCUCACAGCAACAGGUCUGGGGGUGAAAGGGCGUCUUACCUCGUCCGAAUUGCACUAUUAUCCUCAGCAACCUUCAUAUAUUGGCAGCCAGCCCCUCAGGCCCAGGAAUUGGCUAAUGCAGUGCCUUACAGUUACAAUACUGAGGCCCCGAGCCGGAGCAAUGGCUGAAGAUGGACUUGCCUCCAUGGGCUAACAGCCCACUUACCUUAAAUAGCUCCAGCUUCCUAACUGACAUCUCCUUACACAUGUUUGUAUAUUAAGAGCAAUGUUUGUAAAAUCCUUAUUUGUUAUGUUUGACUUAUAUUAUUAGUUUCUAGCCACCAGUGUUGUGUUGUUUUUUUCUCUUGACUACAUAGUAUACAGCAUUUAUUCUGUGCCAGUGGAUUUACC
Messenger RNA from Pelobates cultripes (western spadefoot toad), 11504 nucleotides. NCBI's taxonomy places the organism in Eukaryota, Metazoa, Chordata, Amphibia, Anura, Pelobatidae. The record is from the annotation of a GenBank genome assembly.